Messenger RNA from Fusarium graminearum PH-1, 870 nucleotides. RefSeq lists its product as uncharacterized. The record is from RefSeq and is a predicted model, not a curated record. Bases 1 to 870 code for a protein of 289 amino acids. The transcript has 2 exons. Lineage: Eukaryota; Fungi; Ascomycota; Sordariomycetes; Hypocreales; Nectriaceae.
AUGCUCCCUGAUGCUACCAUCGACAGAGCAGCUGACAAGCUAGCUGAGUUCCGGAGAGACAACGCUCUCAAUGACCUCCUAGAUCAAUACACUGUUCUUAUCGAGGACUACAGGCGCCUCAAGAGCGACUAUGAAGAAGAACGGGAGGGUAGGGAACGGUACAAGCAGCUCGCUCGUGGUCAGGAGCGUAACCCUUUUGCUCUAGUCGUCGUUGACGGCGAUGGAUACAUCUUUGAUGAACGAUUUGUGAAAGAUGGCGAAGAGGGCGGUAGCAGAGCCGCAAAACAACUAAAUGAUACUAUUAAAGAUAGUCUGCGUCGCAAAGGCCUCGAAACCUGUGAGGUCAUGGUUCGCGUCUACGCCAACCUUACCGGACUUUCCAAAGCGCUAUGCAAAAACGGACUUGCGGGCGCUGAAAAGCGGUCUCUUUCAUCAUUCACCGCCGGCUUCAACAGAUCUUAUGGCCUCGCUGACUUCAUCGACGCUGGUGAAUUAAAGGAGAAUGCCGACUUCAAGCUCAAAGCCAUUCUUCGUCUUUAUGCGGAUAAUGCCCAGUGCAAGCACAUUUACUUCGCCGCCUGCCAUGAUGUGGGCUACGUCUCAGACCUUACUCCAUUUAGGGGUAACCGAGAGCGAUUCACGCUUAUCCAAACACCGAGCCUGUUGUUCCACAAGGAGUUUGAGAGGCUCGGAAUGAACGUUGAAGAACUGCCCGGUGUGUUCCGCCACACACCUCUUCAACAGCCCUACAGUACUGCGCCAACCAAGGCGACUCUCAACUCGACCCUUACCGGUAGCAAAGCUAGUUCUACCUACAGCACCCCUGUGUCAACAAAAGAAAACAGUAAUGAAGGCAAAACAUCAGAAUAG